ACGUCGACCGGCGAUCUGAUCGGCGAUUAUCGAUGGCACGAUUAUCAGCGGCAAUUUCCAUUCGCGCGGUUUGCCAUCCGAUGAUAACCCGAGAGAUUUGUAAUUCUCUGUAUGUCAGCGGAAUAGAGCACGUCCUGUUUCCUUUUUGCUUGUGUCAUUCGUAUGUUGUAUCGAGAGAUGCUCGUCCGGCCCUGGCUUGUGACAGCGCUCGUUUAACAUUGCUCAAUAGUAACAUGGCUGAAAGUUUAUAUACAUGUGCGCAUAAUUAUGUACAAACAUUGACGGAAGGACUUUCUCCAUCAUAUUAGCUUGUAUCGCUUGUAUAUAAUUUAGUUAGCGGUAUAUUUUAAUAUAUUCGCCAAUAUUCGUAACACUUGUCCACCAGAAUGAUACAUAGCCUCUUCAUUAUAAAUUCCUCGGGUCGUAUAUAUGUGCAGCGAUGUUUUCAUGGAGAAACAUUGGAAAAGUGCGGUUGCACGGUCGCUUUGCGAUUAUUUCUUUGACCAGCAACGGAGGGUUCUGUCACCAGAGGAUACUCCGCCAGUGAUAGCAACACCGCAUCAUUACCUUAUUAGUAUAUAUCGCUGCAACAUGUUCUUUGUAGCAGUAUGUAUGACAGAAGUCCCUCCAUUAUUUGUCAUUGAAUUCUUGCACAGAGUAGUGGAUACCUUUGAAGAUUACUUCAAUGAGUGCACGGAAACAAUUAUAAAGGAAAAUUAUGUGGUUGUAUAUGAAUUGUUGGAUGAAAUGUUGGAUAAUGGAUUUCCUUUAGCGACGGAGUCCAAUAUAUUGAAAGAAUUGAUUAAGCCACCUAACAUCUUACGCACUAUAGCAAACACUGUGACAGGCAAAUCCAACGUUAGUGCAAUUCUACCAAGUGGCCAAUUGUCUAAUGUCCCUUGGAGACGAACUGGAGUAAAGUACACCAAUAAUGAAGCUUACUUUGAUGUUGUUGAGGAAGUAGAUGCUAUUAUCGACCGAACUGGAGCAACUGUAUUUGCGGAAAUUCAAGGCUAUAUUGACUGUUGCAUAAAAUUAAGUGGGAUGCCAGAUCUCACACUUUCAUUUAUGAACCCCAGGUUAUUUGACGAUGUUAGCUUUCAUCCUUGCGUCAGAUUCAAGAGAUGGGAGUCUGAAAGGAUACUUUCUUUCAUCCCACCGGAUGGUAAUUUCCGCCUUCUGUCGUAUCAUAUAGGAUCACAAAGUAUUGUAGCAAUUCCAAUAUAUGUAAGGCAUAAUAUUAGUCUAAAAGAACUGGGAGGUGGCAGGUUGGAUAUAACUGUUGGGCCAAAACAAACUAUCGGCAGGACUGUUGAAAAUGUAGUUCUUGAAAUUCCAAUGCCAAAGAUAGUCUUGAAUUGUACUCUGACUCCAAAUCAAGGGAAAUACUCAUUUGAUCCUGUCAGCAAAAUAUUAUUGUGGGAUAUCGGGAGAAUUGAUGUUUCCAAGCUGCCAAAUCUCAGAGGAUCAAUCACAAUACAAAAUUCAGCAACUGUUUCCGAGUCAAAUCCUGCGAUUAAUGUACAUUUUACGAUUAAUCAAUUAGCUGUGUCCGGAUUAAAGGUAAAUCGACUAGAUAUGUACGGCGAAAAGUAUAAACCAUUCAAAGGUGUUAAAUACAUUACCAAGGCUGGAAAGUUUCAAAUAAGAAUGUAAAUAAUGUAUAAAAUUUUUCAUAAAUGAAAAAUUUAUUCUUUUUACGUCAUAUCGAGUAUGUAAUAUGUGCUUUAUAAUACAAGUUGUACGGGCAAAUUAAUGAGGAUGAUAAAUUCACACAUGACACGGGAGAUAUAUACUUUUGUUGUAAUAAUAUAUACACUGAUGCAAACUUGUGUUAAGUAAAAUUUUAAAUACAUUUCGAUUUUUAUUAAUUAAAUAAAAAAAUACAUACACAUGUUCUGUACUUAAUAUAUUAUUCCGUACUAUAAAACGAGAUCAGAUAGAGCAGCGAAUAAAAAA
Harpegnathos saltator (Jerdon's jumping ant) is the source of this 1959-nucleotide messenger RNA. RefSeq names its product AP-3 complex subunit carmine (gene carmine). Gene Ontology annotation, cellular component: clathrin adaptor complex. NCBI's taxonomy places the organism in Eukaryota, Metazoa, Arthropoda, Insecta, Hymenoptera, Formicidae. Bases 430 to 1656 code for a protein of 408 amino acids. The record is from RefSeq and is a predicted model, not a curated record. Gene Ontology annotation, biological process: vesicle-mediated transport; intracellular protein transport. The transcript is spliced from 9 exons.